Messenger RNA from Paramisgurnus dabryanus, 812 nucleotides. RefSeq lists its product as uncharacterized. The record is from RefSeq and is a predicted model, not a curated record. Lineage: Eukaryota; Metazoa; Chordata; Actinopteri; Cypriniformes; Cobitidae.
CAGACGUCUGCAGCAGUUCAUCUUAAAUGCUGUGUGAAAGAAGCGGUUUUCAUAUUCAUCUGUUUGAGCCAAACAUCAACAUGAGGAUUAUUCAGCUGCAGCUUUAUGUGUUUAUGUGGUGUCAAGCUGCAGUGACUUUAGAUCAACUCACAGAUUUGGGCCAAAAUGUGACUAUAAACUGUGAUCUGGACUCAAAUGAUGUUUAUUGGAUUUUACUGAAACAAUCAGAUUCUCCUACAGUGAUACUGCGCUCAUUCUCAAACUCACCAUUACCUCUUUACUUAAAUAAAAAGUUUAAAAAUAAAUAUUCAGUACAAUCUAAACACCGUCUGGUGAUAUAUAAUAUUACUGUAGAUGAGUUAGGAGUUUAUUACUGCAUGAACACAGGCGCAGGAUCUCCAAAACUCAGUAACAGCACAAGACUGCACAUCAUUGAGCCAACUCAACCGACUGAGUUAACUGAAUGUAAUAAUCACACACAUGACCCAGUGACCGAGCAAAACUGUACAGAAUGGAAGAUGUUCAGCCUUAUAUCUGCUCUGUUAAUUUGUGUUUUGAUCAUUACAGUCAUAGGACUAAUAAAAGUUUGUGUUACUAAAAAUGGAUGUUGGAUCAGAUCUGAAAACAGUUCAGGACAACUUCAUAACACCGAUCAACAGCAGACACAAGUAACAGAACAGCCUCAAGACCCAGACCAACUACAGUAUGCGACGAUGGACUUUUCUAAACUGCGUAAAAAUGUUCGUCCAAGCAAAGACAACAGAACAUAUUCUGCUCUAAAGCUGACAAGAUCAAGAGCACAAGAAUAUUAA